AUGGCGGCGGCGGCGGCGCGAGUGGUUGCCCUCGCGUGCGUCCUCUCCCUCGUCCUCUCCGCGCAGGCGGAGGCUCCCUACAGGUUCUUCGACUGGGAGGUCACCUAUGGCGACAUCAAUCCGCUCGGAGGAGUUCCGCAGCAGGGUAUUCUGAUCAACGGGCAGUUUCCGGGGCCGGAGGUCGACUGCCAGACGAACGACAACCUGGUCAUCAACGUGCGCAACCGGCUGCCGGAGCCGUUCCUGCUUUCAUGGAACGGGAUCCAGCAAAGGAAGAACUCGUGGCAGGACGGCGUGUCCGGUACCAACUGCCCGAUCCCUCCUGGCCAGAACUACACGUACCACAUGCAGGCCAAGGACCAGAUCGGCAGCUUCUUCUACUUCCCGUCGCUCGCCUUCCACAAGGCGGCCGGCGGCUUCGGCGCCAUCCGCAUCAACAGCCGCCCGCGGAUCCCCGUCCCCUUCCCCCCACCGGCCGACGAGUUCACCGUGCUCAUCGGCGACUGGUACAACACUACCCACAAGGCUCUCCAAGCCAUGCUGGACGACGGGAAGCUGCUCCCUUCCCCUGACGCUAUCCUGAUCAACGGUAAGGGCCCGGGGCGCGCCAACUUCACGGUGGAGCAGGGGAAGACGUACAGGCUGCGCAUCUCCAAUGUCGGCCUGCGGAGCACGCUCAACUUCAUGAUCCAGGACCACAACGUAACGCUCGUGGAGGUGGAGGGCACCCACACGGUGCAGAACACCUACACCUCCCUCGACGUCCACGCCGGCCAGUCGCUCUCCGUGCUCUUCACCGCCGACCGCCCCGCCAGGAGCUACCACAUCGCCGUCUCGUCGCGGUUCACCAACCAGACCCUCAACUCCACCGCCGUGCUGCGCUACGCCGGCUCGACCGGCCCCGUCUCCGGGCCGCUGCGUGCCGGGAACCAGAGUGACGUUGACUUUUCACUGAACCAGGCUCGCUCCAUCAGGACGAACCUGACGGCGAGUGGGCCGCGGCCGAACCCGCAGGGCUCGUACCACUACGGCUCGAUCAACGUGAGCCGCACCAUCCGGCUGGCCAACUCGGCGGGGCAGGUCGGCGGCAAGCCGAGGUACGGCGUGAACGGCGUGUCGUACGUGGACGCCGACACGCCCCUCAAACUGGCCGACUACUACAACAUCAGCGGCGUGUUCCGGAUGGACGGCAUCCCGGACGCGCCCGCGGCCACCCACAGCGGGACGCAGAACGGGACCGGCGCCGACGCGGCGCUUAAGAACCAGACGGCCGUCAUGGACUCCGACCACCGCAGCUUCGUCGAGGUCGUGUUCGAGAACAGCGAGGACAGCGUCCAGAGCUGGCACCUCGACGGCUACAGCGUCUUCGUCGUCGGGAUGGACAAGGGGGCGUGGAGCGAGGAGAGCAGGAAAGGCUACAACCUCGUGGAUGCAGUCACGAGGUGCACGGUCGAAGGUGUAUCCAAGAGGGUGGACGGCGAUCUUCAUCGCGCUGGACAACGUGGGGAUGUGGAACGUGAGGUCGGAGGAUUGGGUGCGCAGGUACCUGGGCCAGCAGUUCUACCUCCGGGUGUACACGCCGACGCACUCCGUCCGCGACGAGCUCCCCGUGCCGACCAACGCGAUCCUCUGCGGCCGCGCUACCAACAAGAGCCGCCUGCCAUUCUCUCAGUAGUAAGCAGCCGCUGGCAGGGAAAGAUCCAAUUGUAUCAGAGCAUUGUAUGGUGUGCAAGUCGAACUGUCGAAGACUUAGUUUGGCUGGUUACUGGUUAG
Messenger RNA from Triticum turgidum subsp. durum (durum wheat), 1773 nucleotides. The record is from the annotation of a GenBank genome assembly. Lineage: Eukaryota; Viridiplantae; Streptophyta; Magnoliopsida; Poales; Poaceae.